Molecule: messenger RNA, 8448 nt
Organism: Diabrotica virgifera virgifera (western corn rootworm)
Lineage: Eukaryota; Metazoa; Arthropoda; Insecta; Coleoptera; Chrysomelidae
Product: inositol polyphosphate-4-phosphatase type I A
Exons: 17
Coding region: 249-3869 (1206 amino acids)
Cellular component (GO): cytoplasm
Molecular function (GO): phosphatidylinositol-3,4-bisphosphate 4-phosphatase activity
Source: RefSeq, a predicted model, not a curated record
ACUAUCACGGUCCAUUGGCUCAAACUUCAUUUAGUGUCCGUUUUAAAAAUAUAGGCGUCAAAAUUGACACUGACAUUGGACCGGCUGUUUUCUGUCAAAAAUGAAAAUGUCAAUUCUGGUGUAUGUGUAAAUAUGUUUUAAUAAAUAGUUUAAAUAAAGUGAAAAUUUCUUCCAAUAUAAAAACAAAAACUUUAUGAAUAGCAUGUGAACCAUUCAAGUUUUUCAAUUAAGGACAUCCCAGUUUAUCAAUGCGUUUCAACAAGCAAGAACUGGUCACAUUGGCCACACAACCAUCUACCAAAUUUGAAAAAGAAGGAGUUUUAAUCCUGCGUGAGAAACAGGAGGGCUUUUUCAGAAAAACAGAAAUUAGUUUAGAAAGAUGGUGUCGCCUGAGAGGAAAUUUGUUGUUUUACUUCAAAAAUCGAGAUCCGUGGUCAGAGCCAUUAGGGGUGAUUGUACUCGAACAGUGCCAAGUUAGAAUAGAUCCACCAAUGUCAGGUUCAGCUUUUACCAUUGAAGGAUAUUUUCCAUUUUAUCUGGCUUUUGAUGGAGGUCUUAGCCAGGCUUUAGCGUCAGUAUCAGAUGCUGAACGAUCGAGUUGGAUAGACGCCAUCAGACAUGCCAGUUACGAGGGAAUAAGAGCCGAGUUAGGCGCUCUGAGACAGUGUAUAGAAAGAAGAAGAAGUCACAAACCAGUAGUCGAUCUUCAGACGUGGAGAUUACAGCACACACAUACGCUUGAUGUCACUGAAAUACCAUUGUGUGAAGUAUCCUUUUCAUGUGAUAAUUUACUCUGUGAUGGACAUGGUAGACCUCCAAAUCCUUCUCUAGUCGUAGAUGUUUUUAUACCUUCUUCCAAGUUUUGGGUGCAGUAUGGCAGGACCGAAGUUAUAGAGAGAUGUAGUAACCCAAUAUUUCUUUCAACCGUGAGCUUCCGCGCCUCUGACGGCCUUUCUAGAGACACUAGAGUCAGAUUCACUGUUUUUGACGUACGAGAAAGAGUGUCUGAUACAGCCGUGCCUCUAGGAUCAGCUUGUAUUCUUCUGAGUGUCAUGCAAGAUUCAACCAGACUGCGAAUACCCGUAUUAUCCAGGUCGCAAAGCACAGUAGGAUUUUUAACGAUCAACGCUUGGUUUUUGGAAGGUGAGGAUAAGGGGAGUAGCACUGAACAUACGCCAUGCAAGAAACCUCUACAUAAUCCCACCCAGGCUUUUGCCCAUCGCAGAUCCCAAUCUCUACCUCCAAGACUAGGUGUUAAAAUGAAGCUUCCUAAUCAGUCUGAAUUAAAGUUAAUAUUUUCGUCGCCAUAUUUGCAAACUUACCGUUUUCAUUCGGGAUUAGGAGGGGAUAUUUGCGUGCACGAAUACAUGGCUGAGAGUAGGGUGUGUUUCUCUUUACCUCGUCAAGUUUUAGAUAUCUGGAUCCAGCAAGAAAAAGAACUUCUCCAAGAAGUGGCCGGUAUGGGGGAGCUGCGCGAACCGUGGCACUCUAGACAAGUAGAACUACUAGAUCGACACUUGCAUCUGUUACGUCUCUAUUCGCAAGCGAGGGAGAACUUACAAGCUCACAAGGGAAGCCUGUUCAAAGCCAGUAGCCGCAAGGGGGACAGGAGUUUGGAGUUCGCUCCCGUUAACUUACAUUUACAACGAAUGUGGGUGCACAACGAUACGCUUAACAAGUCCGGGUUUUACGAUUGGAUCACCGUUGGAGCUUUUACGGCGCAUUCCCAUAAGUCCAAGAAUGGAGGAUUGAUCAAAUUAGUGCAACAGUUAAAAGAAUCUCCAAUAAAGAGUGCGAAUUGCCAAAUAACAACAAAAAUUUCUAUGGCGAACGACGCCAUACAAGCGAUCAAACAGCUGCGAAAAGAAGUGGUGGAAGCCAUGAGAAACCUAAUGCGAUUAGCUAAAGAAAAACAAACCAACGGCAUGUUACCCAUAUGCGAAGACAUGAUUAACAAAACUCGGAUACUCCUUAGUCUCUGGGACUCAGGUCUGGUCGAAGAGGCGCUGAAUUUUAUCGAGGAAUACAAGUUAUUGCCGAACGAGGAUUCAGGAGUAGGAGACGAUGACUCCAGUAUGGAUAGUUUGGGGAGACCAAACGUUUUGUCGCCGUUCAAGAGAAUCACUCAACAACUUACAUCGCUAGAUCUAAGAAGUCCGGAGUUGGAAGACUUUGCGACUCCCUGUACGCCAAUUAAUGAUGAUGACAUAUGGAAGGUGCAAAAUCACAGCGACACAAAUUGCAAUUCGUUGAAUUCCAGUGAGGUAGUGAAAAGUCUUUGUUCCAAUAUGCAGACACCUGACGAAACCAAUUUUGUUCUAUUUCCUGAGUGUGAGGAUAGUCAAAACGAGAGUUCCUUAGAAACAACAGCAGAACUAAAUAACGUUACGCCAGUACCUACGAUUAAUAUAAACGAUAGUGAUAGCACCAACCAACCUCACUCUUUGGAACCGGACACGGGACGUACCUUUCUCGAUACCAACAUCAUGUGCAGUUCUCCUUCGGCUAAUUAUUAUAAACCAACGGACGAACCCGAACCUUGGGACAUCACUCAGUUAAAUAUCGAGGCCAGCGUCAUGUGCCUUGUUAGCAAAGUCAAGUUUUUGUGUGGAAGAUGUAAUAGUCCUGCUGUCAGAUUGAAGCCGAACAUGAGGAAUAACAAAAAGACCGUCAUCGUUGACCAACCUACAAGAGGAAACAUCAUCGAUAAAGAAGCUGAGGCUGUGACAAAGGUUGUGAAUAAAAUUGUUAAGAACGGCAACAAAUUCACCGACGGUUUGGACAUCAACAAAAUCAGUGAUUGGGUCGCAGAGCUAAGACCCAGCAUGCGGAAGCUACGAUUAGCCAUGGACGGUUUACUGAAGACAGCACGAUUGACACACUCUGUUUUCAGGGUUCAAGAAAGUCCAAAAGUUGCUCAAAGGUUCUGUAAUGUGCGGUACAGAAGGGAUGUGUGCUUCUCACAAGCGUUAACUUCCCUGGUCACAGCUCUGAUGGCAAAGCUUUGGUGCCAUAAACCAGAUCCGAAUUACGUUACGAUGUUGAAUGGACUGGGACCUUUGGCGCACUUCGAAGGGCUUCUCAGCUAUUACGGUAAUGAAAUUGACAUGUGGGGAGAUAUGUCAGUUGCUAUCGAAGAUUUACGAACCGUGCUCUUCAUACUAGUGAGGAGUCCUAGUCCAUCAACAGAACCAUAUCCAACUCCCAGGGUGACAGGUACAAGAAAUUCUCUGGUGGUAUCUUUACCUGUACCAGAUUCUCUGCACAGUCUGAUACCCUCCCGCCAAACGGUAUCUUUCCACGUUACGCCAGUAUUUUUUAACAUAGGAAUUAAUGAAAUGGCCACCUUGGCUGAAAGUUUGGGUUCCACAAAGCCGCAAGAACGAUCUAAUAUCGAUAAUUUCGAAAGACUAAACGAAUAUUAUUUAAGAUACAAGAAAUUGAAAAUUUUAGACAACGCCCGAAGAAUAUCUUCCAGCGCCAGUCAAUCGAGACCUGUCAGUGCCAUUAUAGAGGAUCUUCGAUUAUCUGUACAUAGUUCCAAGGCCAAAAACGUUGAAAUCCUCCAUUUAGCAGCACAAAUAUGUAGACAAUUGAAUGGUUUAAGAUUUACGAGCUGUAAAAGUGCCAAAGACAGAACGGGAAUGUCCGUGACAUUCGAAGAGUGUCAAAUCUUAGCUGAUGAGUAUCAUUUAGCAGAACAUGAAUUCCAACGAGUAUUAGAUUGUUUAAGAAGUGAGGGUUGCCGCAGGGAAAACGCUCUGAAGAAUAUCGGAAUAAAAAAAUACGCUUUCAAUUCUAUCCAGCUCCUGGCAUAUCCAAAAUUCUACAGACCUCCUCCAGGGACGUACGGAUCUGCACUAACUUAAGGCACUCGUGUGUCGUAGAUGAAAGACACACUAUUCAAUGUUAUUCAUAUACAUUUUUGUAGUUUAUCGGGAUAUUUCGGACGAAGAUGUUUUAGGUUUUUAACUGUUGAUUUUAUUUAGAACUAACGACAAAAAUGCAGUAGAUGAGACUAUUUUCGAUAUGCAAGAGAUUUGUUCAGAGCAGCUGUCCCGAAGGUCAGAAUAGCCAUGAUGAUUGCCAACCGUCGUCGCGGAGAUGGCACUUAAAGCAGAAAAAAAGUCGAAAGUCAAGGAAUCUUGGUCUUCAGCUAACUAAUUUCACGUACAACCAAAAAUUUUGUGAUGCAUACCGAUACGAAAAGGAUCUUUUUUACUAUAAAUAAAGGUGACCUUGCAGUAAAGUGUAAAAACUUAUAUUUUGGUGGGUUUUUCUAGAACUUAUAUCUUUCUAGUUUAUAAGAGUUCCUAAAAGAGCGAGAAUCCUACUACUGAUUGCCUAUGUUUUUUGAACUUGGAAACUGUUUAUAACCCUAAUAACACCAAACAUUCCAGGAUGUUUUGUUCUGUUCUGUUCCUAGAAUGUACACACAGGAUAUUGAGAACAUUCCUGGAAUAUCCUCAAAAGCACAAGAAUGUCCCAUAAAUGUCCCAGGAAAGUCCUCUGUCAGCAUUUUAAACAUUACUUGAUUGUCUUGUUGGAACAUUCAAUGAAUGUCUACGAAUGUUCUUUGGACAUUCACAGUAUAUUUUUUAUACAUUCCCUGGAUAUAGUCACUGAUGUGACAUAAUACCUCCGAUUUGUUUUUUCAUGAGUUUUGUAAGAGAGACUAAAAACUUUUUUUACAGUCACCUCCUAUUUUCAUAUGAUAUUUUUUGACAUGUUUUGUAGUAAAUUCAACUAUCUAUUUACUACAAAACCUGUCAAAAUUUACAUGUGAAAACAGGAGAUGACCCUAAAAAUGGUUUUUCGUCUCCUACAAAAUUCAUGAAAAAGCAGAUAGGAGGUAUUGUCACAUCACCGACGAUAUAUCAGAAGUAUAUGUGGCCAUACCAAAUAAUACAUCCUUGACAAAUAUAAACAUUUUUAUUGCACAAAAUCUUGUCAUAUAUUUUUUUCCAUAAUCAUCACUACGAUGAUAAUUCAUUGUAUUGAAUUGUACAUUACAAUUACAAUCUGGUCAUAACUGGCCAAUGAGCAAUUUUAAUUUAACCUAAAUUACUACUGUUCCUUAAAAUGAAGAGCUUACCCCAUAGCGUCUGUUAUCUAAUCUAACAAGAUCGUGCACUAUUCUAACAUACCUACACAGGCACACAAGCACUAUGCUCUGCUUGUCACUAUCACCUAUCACUCAAACUAGUUCAAAAGGCUUUGUCCUCGUCAAUCUUCUAGUUUGCCCAGUAGUAUUGAGGAGCUGGAUUUCCUCAAUAUUCUUGUAGGUACUUAUGAAGUUGUUGCUCGUGACUUCCAACUUUACUCCAACUUUAAAAACAAAUCCAGCUGUAAAAUAUUUAUGUGCUUGAAGGCUUUUGUAUGCUUUCAUCUGCUGCUUAGAGUAGUAACUGUGAGACUCCACCAGAUAUGUAUAAAUAUCUAUAAUAGUAAUUUGGUGGAAUGCACUUUACUGUAAAAUCCAAUUCUGACUGAAUUGUAUAUGGAUCUAAAUCCCGAAUUAUUUUCAGCUUCAAUAAAUAUCUAAAACAAUAAAAGAAAUAAUGUUAUUGCUUGCAAAAUUUAUCAAUAUUGAUAAAUAUCAGGGAAAAAUGAACAGUAAAUAAAAAUUGUUUCUCCUACCUUUCUCCAACAUCUGGAGUUUCCAAUAAUAAUUUCCUUAAAUAAUCACUUUGCAUUGUGGUAAAGUUUAUAAAGUUCACAAAAUACACCAAACGAAAUCCAAAUGAAUCCAAAAUAGACAAAAUACGACGAUAAACAGUGAAUAUCAAAAAUAGAUAUUACAAACAUCACCUCUGUAACUUUUUGUAUGCCAACCAGAAGUGACGUGGUUUGGAUUGCCUAAUACAUAGAUACACGCGCGUGGCAAAUUUAAAAAUGAACGCAAAUGAAAAGUAAAUGGCCUCUCUUAAAAUAUAGGACAUUGGUAGUAUGUUCAUAGAAUGUCUUGUGGUAACAUUCCACCAAUAAUUUAAUCAGAUGUUCACCGAAUGUUCCUUGAAUGUUCAGGACAUUCAAACAUUAAUAGAACUUUGAUAGUAUAUUCCUGGAAUGUUUUGUGUUGUUAGUUAAUUUUUGAAAGUGUUCUGGAACUGUCUAUAACUUUUUACAAUGCCUCAAAUGGUAAAAUAGCUGUGAGAUAAUGCUUUUUUAGCUGAUAAAAUUGACAUCGGAUAGUUCUCCGAAUGGCAAUACUGCCAUAAUCAUCAAAUAAGUUUUAGAAUGAAACGUUUGCCGUAAAACAAUGCUCCGAACAUUAAUACAAUUCUGAAAUAAUGCUUUAAAUGGCAAGCCAGCAGUAAAAUAACGCUUCUAACUGCAGAAUUGUAGUUCGAUAAUGCUUCUAAUGCAAUACAGUAUUGAGGUAAUGAUUCAAAUAGUAGGAUCGGUAUGAUAUGAUAAAUGCAGCAUAUGAUUGUAAGAGUCUUGGGAUAAUGCUUAGAGAAACAAGAUUGUCGUGAGAUAAUGCUUUAAAUGGCAAUAUUGGUAGAAGUUAAUGCUUCAAAUGUUAAAACUGCUCUCCAGAAUCAAUGACAAAACUGUGCUGGAAUAAUCCUUUAAGUAUUAGGAAAGACCUGACAUCGCUUCAAAUGAUACAGUUGCCGUUAGAUAAUGCUUCCAUUGGUAGGAUUGCCAUAAGAUAAUGUUCCAAAUGACGUCGACGUCAUAUAAUACUUUAUAUAAAAGGAUUGCAUUAAUAAAAUGCUUCGAAUCAUUAGAUAGCCACGAGAUAUUGUUUAGAUUGACAAGUUUGCCAUGAAAUAAUGCUCCAAAUAUCAAUACUGGUCCGAUAUACGGCUUCAAAUAGAAAGUUGUCGUGAGAUUAUAUUUCAUGAUAAGAGAAUGACCCUUUAAAUGACAUCGUAGUGAUAGAUUCUUCGAAUUGUAAAAUAGUCAAUAAAUAAGCCUUCAAAUGGCAAUAUUUCCGUGACAAAUGCUUAUAUCGAUGAGGUAGCCAUGAGAUAAUGCUUGGAAUGCAGGAUUGUCAUGACAUAAUUUUUGGGUCGGCAGGAUUAAGGAGCUAUUUGAGCAAUAAAGCUCGUCUCAAUGUGAUUAAUUUUAAUGAGAAAUUGAUGAGAAGUCUGCAAACUUGGAGAACCAUAAUUUGGGCACAAAAACAACAAGAAAUUUGUGGAAAAAAAUUCUAUAGAUGAAGUUGUAGAAGUUUAUUGCUAAAUAAAAAAGUCAAAGCCAAAUUUUUUGAAAAUAUUCAAGAAAAACUGUAAUAUUGUUUUAAAAAACUGUAUAAACAAAUAAUAAUUUAGUAGUUCUCAGCCUAUUGCAUUUUUGUUAAUCGAAAUAGCUUAAUUUUAUUUUAACAAAUCAAUUAACUAUUAAUUAUCUUUGAAAACCUUUUGAUAUUAUAUUCUAAGACGUUUUUAUAUAUUGUUGUUGUAUAUUCUCCUUUUUUUUAAUGCAUCUGUAUAUUUUGUAUGAUUUUUGAAGGAGUAUGAUAAAUUUAAAUUAUUAAGUACCAUUAAUUGUUAAAAAGAUUGAAUUACUAUAACGUAACACCAUUGAUUCUUAAAGUGUGACAAAAGCGCCACCCACAAGUUGGUAUUGGAAUUAAAAAGAAGCAUUAUUAGACAUUUUUGCCAAUAAAAAUGCCUUUUAUGUGAAACAAACCGAACAAAUUCCAAAAAUCCACUCUGAGAUACGAGGGAAAGGUGAAAAGUUUUCGGUCCAGUUCAUAGAUGGCACUGUUUUUUAUGCGUGAGAGGAAAUCUUCAUAAAACACCUUUCGACAUGUGCCGGAUGAUAGUGUGGGAGUUCUAUCCACUACAACAUUGUAUUUGUUUGCUUAUGAAUUCUCUCUCUUUUUUCAUCACUCGCUUAACCGUAGAAAUCAAACAAGAUGCAUUGUUACGAGUAAAGUCGCUGGUUGUUUCGUAUAUGUACCUUGAAGUAUGCAGAGCUCACAAUACUUGUAUGUUUGACCGUUCACAGAGGACAUUUGCAGCGCUGCUAACAAGUAUAAGUUGUCUUCGACAUUAACUAUAUAAAUCAUAAUUUUGAGCAAAUUGAAAUCGCGUCCCAAUGGAAAUUUGGAUCUUUGAAAUUCCCCUUAAAUAGAUGGUCGAGCUGUUUUUCGAUUUAGAGGUGCGCAUCCCUCUGAAUCGAAAACAAGCAAAACCAUCUUUUACUUUUCUAUCUUUACUCAAAUUUGAGUACUAGGAAGUCCUAGACGAAUGAAAACGGAAUGUGAUUGCAUACAGGGUGAGGCAAAUAAAGGGCCUAUUAGAAAUAUCUCGAGAACUAAAGGCAACAGAAUCAUGAAAAUUGGAAUAAAGGGGUUUUGAAGGUUGAUCUAUUAAAUGAAAAUAUUUUCAUCCCUUUGCAACUUCCGGUUAUACCGGAAGUUGCUUAUAACUUCGUUUUUUUUUAAAUGGCACACCCUGUAUAUUUUUACAUUUUUGGAUUCUCUUCGAU